Nilaparvata lugens (brown planthopper) is the source of this 5213-nucleotide messenger RNA. Its product is annotated as MDS1 and EVI1 complex locus protein EVI1-A-like. Gene Ontology annotation, molecular function: RNA polymerase II cis-regulatory region sequence-specific DNA binding; DNA-binding transcription activator activity, RNA polymerase II-specific. The record is from RefSeq and is a predicted model, not a curated record. Bases 649 to 1962 code for a protein of 437 amino acids. NCBI's taxonomy places the organism in Eukaryota, Metazoa, Arthropoda, Insecta, Hemiptera, Delphacidae. The transcript is spliced from 3 exons. Gene Ontology annotation, biological process: regulation of transcription by RNA polymerase II. Gene Ontology annotation, cellular component: nucleus.
UUAUCAUCUGUAAGUGUAGCAGCUGAGAGUAAAAGUGGUGUGGCGCGAGAAGAGUCGGACGGCGGACUCUGUUUAGUGUGCACUCUGAACUGGUCGGAGACAGUCGACGUACUCUCUUUAGUCCUUGCUUUCCUCGCACACGCGCGCAAAUACUGUGUUCAGUCUCUUCUUUUCUUCCACCAAACAAAAUUUCAGCAAGUGCAGUGUGUACUCCCCUUACCCACCACAAACAAAUUUGUGCAAAAUUCUACAAAUUUCCUCUCAAACUAUGUGAGAAAAUUCUACAAAAUCCCACCUCAAACUCUAUGUGAAAAAUUCAAACCUUCGUCAACCUCAAAACUUUGUGUGGAACAAAUAUUCUCCAAAUCUUCCCUUUUUCGGUGAAUCACCAAGUGUGCGCAUACCCCCCAAGGAUUUACAACUUCUCAGUGCUACUACAAUAGGACAAGUGUUUUUUAGUGCAGCAGUAUUGGAUUAUAGAAAUUCACGUUGUGACAAAAUUUGGAUUAUUUUGAAGAAAUUGUGCCGUGGUGUUGUGAUUUAAACCGUUGAAUAAAUCGUUAUGAAAAGUGUUCAAGUGCUGAUAGACGGUGGGAUACAGCUGAACGUGAGGUUGGCCCUGGCCCUACUUGAUCAGCAGGAGAAGGCAUGAGCGUGGUGGAUUCGGCCCUAGCCUGGUACUGCUACUACCCCCGGCUCCCCCACGCACACCACCCCUACCCAACACACCCCUCCCAUGCCAGUGAGAUGCGAGAAAAGGACUCGAGCCCGCGCAAAAUGGUCGUACAGUCUGCGAGUGACGGCCACAGCUCACCCAAACAGGCCGCAGUCUACCCGUUGACCGUCCGAAUCCACGAGGAUGGUCCCCGUGAGGAGUCCGUCGAGAUGCCGUUCGAUCUGUCCAGGGGGGCUGCCAGGGGAGGCCCUCAUAUGUCGCCCGCCGGACAUCCACCCCCUGAGGAAGACCAGCCCCGCGACCAACCCCUCGACCUCCGCGUCGACCGGAAGCGUCGCGACAUCGAGGACGAAAACCAGAACCUCAUCCUCCGCUCGCCCUCACCCGAGAAACGCAGCUCCGACGAAGGGGGUGACGCCCCCAUGAGUCCCGACCUCCACAAGCGUUCCGCACUCAACAACUACCCCGUAAUCUUCCCCCACCCCAUCGUCCUGGAAGCGAUGUACAGAGGAGGGGACAAAGUCGUUCCACGGUUACCAAUGCAUCACUACCCUGCCACCAGCCCCCCCGCCUACCCUGAUCGUAACAACUACCAUCACCCGUUCCUCCUCAACGGACACCCUCCUCUACCACCCACCCCACCAUCAUAUCCUCGACAAAUCCCCCCCAAAACCAUCAACAACAACAACAACAACAACUUCACAGACCCCACAACCACCACCACAAACAACAACAAAGCGAAAGACCGGUACGCUUGUAAGUUUUGUGGAAAAGUUUUCCCCAGAUCUGCGAAUCUAACCAGACAUCUCCGCACCCACACGGGGGAGCAGCCCUACAAGUGCAAGUACUGUGAGAGGUCGUUCAGUAUCUCCUCGAAUCUACAGCGACAUGUGAGGAAUAUUCACAACAAGGAGAAACCGUUCAAGUGUCCGUUGUGUGAGAGAUGUUUCGGGCAGCAGACGAAUCUCGACCGACAUUUGAAGAAGCAUGAAGCGGAUGGCCCGACAAUCCUGGACGAACGUGGCCCGCCGAUUAGACGUCCGCCCGGGUCGGCCGGAGGGGACGACUCCUACUUCGAGGAGAUCCGCUCGUUCAUGGGGAAGGUCAGCGCAGAUGGCGGACGUAACCUGCUGCAACGGAGUCUGUUGCCGUCGAGGCCACCCUACGCGGUCGGGUUUGUCGGGGAGGACGACAAGGACCACUUUUCGUCGCGUUCGUCGACGUCCAGUCUGGGAUCGUCCUUUCUACCGGAGAAUAAGGACGAGGAGGAAGCGCAGGAUACUUGAUGAAGGAUGGAGGACGAAGGAUGGAGAGUUCCUCUCUGGGCCUAGCUGCUAGUCAAAAUCCUGCAAGCGGGGGUAGAGUGUAUGUUACGAUGUGAUCCGUUAUGUGGUGAUAUAACUAGUAUGAUCACAUACGUUGAGUAAGGAUAAGGAAGGUCUUAUUGCACUGUGCUUUUGGUUGAAGAUAGAAGUUUGAAGUUUGAAGCUCGCUGGUUAAGGAUUAGAGUAAUGUGGGGCUACUAGUUAUUUUCUUUGCAAUUUCCAGCAAAUAUGUAGGCUUAUUUUUGAACAUGUAAGGCAUCACGUUUGAUGAAAGAAUUUGAAUACUUGAUAGUAGCACAAUACAACACUAGAAGUUGGCCAUUGAAAGUUGAUGAAUGAAAACGAAUUAAUUAUCAUGGAUUUGGUGAGUUGUCAAUAAUUAUUAUUGAGACAUUUAUUUUUGAAGAGAAUUUUGUUCCUGCUACAUUGAGGAAGUUUGUAAUAAUUCUUAUAUGAAUUAUGAAAUUCUAUGAGAGGCGUUUGAAGAUCUAUUAUAUGUUAAAUACGGCGUCAAACUCCACAUAACCAAUUUGUUAUUUAUUUGUUUGUUGUUGGAAGUAUUUGUUUGAGAAACUAAUCGAUAUUAGUUUAAAGUGUCAACUUUCUUUCAUGAAACGUGAUGAAUCAAGCAAGGAUCGAUUUUGAUUGUUGAGCUUUAACUUGUAGCCCUCGAUAGUGCAUCAAAAAAACUCGGUGUCUCAAGUGAUCUCUAGUUGACAAAAUUUGAUCAACUGAAUUGGAAAGUAUUGAAGGUAAAGACAGUAAAUUAUAAGACAGGGACCAGAAUAAUCUUACACUCCUCAAUUUUUUAUAACUGGACACAUCUUCAAUGAUCAGUGUCACAAGACAACGCAGGUUAUGUAUUGCAAGGAGUCAAUUUACGAAUUUUCAAUUGACUAAAUUUUUGUUAACUUUUAUGAAUAUAAUGCGUUAGAUUUAAGAAUAUCAUAGGGUAAAAUUGACUAUUGCAGUGUCAGGUAUGUGGUACCUGGACAAAAAACCACAAGAGCUUUUAGAUUUUAAGUGACCUUAUACCAUUUUAUAUUUACCAAGUUACCAAUAUGUUCUUCGUUCACUGUCUUUUCUAGAAUUUUUUCUAAGAAUUCUAUAAAAUAUACUUGAUGAGUCGAAAGUAUGUAGAAAUUGAAUUUUGAUAAUCUUGAAACAAUGGGAGGAUGCUUGAUAUCGGGAGGGUAUUUUUCUAUAAUUUUUCAAACGAUUUGUAUUAAUACUAGAUGAAAAUAAUGUUAGAGAGAAAGAUUCUGUGAUUGGAUUGAAUGUGAGGGAAUUGAAGAUACGAUAUCAGAGACAGAGUGUUUCAAGUUUUCAGGAGAAUGGAAAUCUGUUUUAUUGUUAUUUAUACACUUUUUUAGAGGGAGACGCCUAUUUUUUGGAUAUAUUAUUGUGAAGUUCAAUGGUGGAAAACAUGUUAUAAUUAAAAUUUGGAUAUAUUGGUAUUCAUUGUGAUGGCUGUGAAAUUUAAGCAUCCAAGUAUUUUUCCUUUUUAUUCUCAACAACAAUUUUUUGUACUUAAUAUUUUUUAUUGAUAUAAUGUAUACUGAAUUUUACAUAAUAUACAAGCUCUGUUAUCACUUGGCGUGAUUUGUAGAUCUUAUGCUCAGUAGAAAAUUUGAAAUUUUUCAAUUUACAUAAUAGUUUUAUAAACUACGACAAUCACCAUAGAAUCUGUUAUUGUAAUUGAUAAAAAGUUUAAACUAUUCAAAAUAUUUGAAACAUUACUUUAUCAAUAUUAAGAAACGAUUUAAAAGAGUUUGUUUAAUUUAAUCUGUUAACAUUGUAAUAGUAAAUUAUCUUGGAUUAAAUGAAUAAUGCUCCAAUCGAUCAAUAAUAAUAAUAACUUAUUUUGUACUCAACUGAUUACUUUUCAAUAAUUGUAUGAGAAAAACACAGGAUAAUCCUUGUGUGAAAUAUAUCUGCAGGAAGUUAACAGAAAAUAUAUUCGAAGGACUUCAAAUACAAAUCGAAUAAGUUACAAUAAUACAAUGUAAAAUAAGAUACUUAUUAGAGUAAUUGAUUGUUAAUUCUAAUUUUCUCAAUUCCAACAAAUUAUUUGAAAUUACAUGAAUAUUGAUGAUGAUAUUUCACAAUUUACUUAUUAGAGCUCACUCAAUUCAGAAAGUAUAUUUUCAUCAUCCGUUUGUAUACAAAUAUGCUACUGUUGAUACACAUAUCCACUUCUAAAAUCAUGAUCAUUAGAAGCCACAAAAUAAUUUUAUUGAGAAGAAUAAAUAAUGAUUGAUGAGGAUGAAAUUGAUAUUAUUACAACAAAGUGCGGAAUGGAAAAGUACAGUGAAUUGCUUAAAAUACAGUAUUAUUACUUGUCCAAGGAAUAGAUGCCAAGUAAUAAAUAUAACAGACAAACUGUAGAAAAUACUAUAUAAAAUAAAUUGGGGAGAACCCUUUACCUGCAUACUGAAUUAUAUUGGAAAUUUUACAGUACCUCAUACUUUGCUGAUAUGACAAUUUACGUUUAACAAGCCUUUAGUUUUCAUUGCAAAUUUGUUCACAUUUGCACGAUAUUAUUGUAAAAUUUAGCUGGAUGUGUUUGUUUUCACCCACAAACUCUGAGUAUUCUGGUGUGACAAUGACUAUUUAUGACUGAUUUUGUGUUCAAUUUGAGGAAUGAUACCGAAAAGUAUAAAAAAUGCUACCUUAGUCAAGUAAAAUGUUCUCAGCUUUGAUAAUUUUCAUUGAUAUCUCGAUGUAAUUGAUUUUUAUUAAUAAUAAAUGUUCCAUUACAUUUCGAAUAAUAUUGAGAACACUUUGUUACCAGAUCAGGUUUUCCAGAGAAUCAGACGAGAUGUUUUUGAUUUUGUCUAAUAAAAUAUUAAGUGAAAAAGUGCUAAAUCUGCACUAGUCAUGAUUUACAACAAGAAUCAUAAUAUAGAUUACCAUUUUCUUUUAAUCUCGUUUUGUAAAUUUUGUAAAUAAUACUGCAGUAGACGUAUGAUUUUUGUAGAGUUCUUGAAAAUCGUAACCGAUGUUUUAUUUAAGAAAAUGGAAAAUGUACAAAGUUUUUAUUUUCAGAUAUUUAUUAAUGAAGACAAUAAUAUAUUACUUCUGCUUUACCUUGAUUUUGUUUUUUUAUCGUUAAAACUAGUUUGUUCAUAGUUAUGAGAAAGUAUCAUAAGUUUUUGACGAAGUUUUCAAUGUAUCGUUAUGAAAGUUUGUAAAAAAUAUAUUUUAUUAGC